This is a messenger RNA of Melitaea cinxia (Glanville fritillary), 1412 nucleotides long. RefSeq lists its product as uncharacterized. Bases 332 to 1111 code for a protein of 259 amino acids. The transcript has 6 exons. NCBI's taxonomy places the organism in Eukaryota, Metazoa, Arthropoda, Insecta, Lepidoptera, Nymphalidae. The record is from RefSeq and is a predicted model, not a curated record.
UUUGUUGCUUAUGUAGGUAAAAGGUAAUGUCAAUUGUCGAAGCUGUCAAACAAUCGGUAUUAUUCUUUAUUUAUUUAAUUUGUUAUUUCUCAUAAAAGUACCAAAAAUACUAUUCCUUAUGUGUGGUAUGCUUUUAUAAUCAUUGUAAACUUUGAGACAUAUAAAUAUAAAGUAUUCUAAUUGCUCUAAUAUAAGCAAAAACAGACUGAAAUUAUUUUGAUGCUCAGAACGCACAUGAACAGCCGGGAAGAGAUAAUUUUAGUACAAAAUUAUACAGUAUAUUUAAGUUAAAUAUUUAAUCAAAUAUACCAAUAUAAAAAAAAAAGAAAUUAUGGCAGAAAUAUUGACGGAUACUGAAAAUUCUGAAAGUACAGAACGUCCGACAAGACCUUCUUUAGCACAAGUGAAGGUUGUAAUAGAUUUUAUGCAAAAGUACCCUGAUCUGGCACACAGAAAGCUAAGAUAUGGAAUGAGUCACGAAAAAUUUAAAAAACUGUGGAUAGAGCUCUCUAACACUGCCAACUCAAUGAAGGGAGCUAUGAAAUCCACUAAAGGCUGGAUAAAGUUUUGGUCAGAUAAAAGAAGAAGUGUUAUGUUAAAACAUAAACAUUACAAUGAAGGAAAAUCCCAAGAUAAACUCACACCUUUAGAGCGGAAGAUAUUAAACAUAUGUUUUACAGGGAAGACAGCCAAUAGACAUAAAGCAGUAAAAAAAGAGCCAUGCAAUGGAGAUAAUGAUUCUGGGGACGAUAUAUUUAGUAAAGAUGAAAGUGAUAUAGAAAUUCAGGAUACAAGUCGGCUACUGUCAACUGAAACUGAUGAACGCCAUAUGAAUAUUAUGGAAAAAAUGGUGGAAGUUAUGGAUCAGCAGGCUUCAGCCUUGACGCAAAUAGCAAAAGCUACUGUCAACAACUCAAAAGCAAUGGAAAGAAUAGCAGAAGCAUCACAUAAACAGGCCAUAGCUGUCGACAAAUUGGCCGGUACAUUUGAAACAAUUAAUGCUUCAGCAUACGAUCUAAGAAAUGCCAUUAUGAGUAUCGAUUAUACAAUGAAAAGAUGUUUUUCUACAGCCGUGACUCAACACCGACAUAGUACGAAUCUCUUUAGCUAAUGACAAUCAUUAGUCUACAAUAAUUUAAAAAAAAAAUCAUGUUAUAGUAAAUAUUUCAAUCGACAAUAUUAAUCAGUAUUAAAGUUUCAGUAAUAAAAUUAAUAUUAAUAAGAGAAUGUCUUUGUGAAUAUUUGUAAUGACUAUAAUCAGUAUUAAUGUCAAUUUGUCAAGUCUUUAGUGAUUAGUUGAUAACUAAUUAAAGUGUUUAAAUAAAAUUUACUAAAGUAAUCGAUUUUCAUUAAUGUACUUCUAUAACGUAAUUAAUUAAUGAUGUACAAAUAAAGUUUAUUUCGAAUAAAUA